Molecule: messenger RNA, 406 nt
Organism: Magallana angulata
Lineage: Eukaryota; Metazoa; Mollusca; Bivalvia; Ostreida; Ostreidae
Product: turripeptide Gsg9.2-like
Exons: 3
Coding region: 103-351 (82 amino acids)
Biological process (GO): multicellular organism development; cell differentiation
Molecular function (GO): protein binding
Source: RefSeq, a predicted model, not a curated record
CGUCACUGAAAUGACCUAACUGAUAAGAAUGAAACGAAACAAUCCUAUAAAUUAGACGGAUUAGAUUCUAGAUUUACUUCACUCCUUCAAACAUUAUUCCCAAUGAAAUCUGUUAUCUGCCUCGUCUCCCUUUUCGCUGUGGCAGGCUGUUUCAACGUUGAGCGACAAUCUAGCUGUCCAAUGUUCUGCCCAAUGAACUACGCCCCCCUUUGUGGCUCUGAUGGCAAAACAUACAGCAACGAGUGCGAGCUCCACGUCACCAACUGUCUUCACAAGGUGAACGUGGUCAAAGUGCAUCAAGGGAGCUGUGAUGGCUCGGAUCUGGCGCAACUCCUCAGCGUGUCGCGCUAAUGAUCUCAACAAGUUUUCUGUAAAUUCGUAUAUUAAAAAGUCUUUGUUAAGUCUU